Molecule: messenger RNA, 1217 nt
Organism: Corylus avellana
Lineage: Eukaryota; Viridiplantae; Streptophyta; Magnoliopsida; Fagales; Betulaceae
Product: Haloacid dehalogenase-like hydrolase (HAD) superfamily protein
Molecular function (GO): hydrolase activity
Source: RefSeq, a predicted model, not a curated record
UAAAACAACAGGCAGAGCCCAAAGCCACACAGCCAAUCGGCCAUGGCGAGCACGAUAAGGCUCUCUUCUACCCCAAACUUUCUUGCUCCUCCUCCUAACCCUCUCCGCCGCGUCACCGCUCUUCGCUUCCGAGCUGUCCGAAAAAGACCCUUCGCCUCCGAGAAACCGGUUUCGGUUUCGGCCUCGGCCUCCUCUUCUUCGAAAGGCCUCGAAGUUCUGGUAUUCGACUGCGACGGCGUGAUCCUGGAGUCCGAGCACUUGCACCGCCAGGCCUACAACGACGCUUUCGCUCACUUCAAUGUCCACUGCGCUUCGUCAUCACAGCCUCUCAAUUGGGGCUCAGACUUCUACGACGUGCUCCAGAAUCGAAUCGGAGGCGGCAAGCCCAAAAUGCGAUGGUACUUUGGGGAGCACGGGUGGCCGUCGUCGACUAUAUUCGACAAGCCGCCGGAGGCCGAUGAGGACCGAGCCAAGUUGAUCGAUACUCUUCAGGAUUGGAAGACUGAAAGGUACAAAGAAAUAAUCAAAUCUGGAACUGUGGAACCUAGACCUGGGGUUUUGAGAUUGAUGGAUGAGGCCAAGGCUGCUGGUAAAAAAUUAGCUGUUUGCUCUGCAGCAACUAAAAGUUCGGUUAUACUGUGUCUUGAAAACCUUAUAGGAAUUGAGCGCUUUCAAAGUCUUGAUUGCUUCCUUGCCGGUGAUGAUGUGAAGGAAAAGAAGCCUGAUCCUUCAAUUUAUCUGACAGCUUCCAAGAGGCUAGGCGCAUCACCAAGAGAUUGUUUGGUAGUGGAGGACAGUGUUAUUGGAUUACAGGCAGCAACAAAAGCGGGCAUGCCAUGUGUGAUUACCUACACAUCUUCAACAGCUGAGCAGGAUUUUAAAGAUGCAAUAGCCAUCUAUCCUGAUUUAAGUAAAGUAAGAUUGAAAGACUUGGAGUUAUUGCUUCAAAAGGUUGUCCCUGCCAGUUAGAAAACGCAUCAAAUUUUUCUAAACUGCCAGUAGAGCCUGUGUAGUUUUUUGGUAGAAUUUUGGCUGUGAUUGAAAUUACCCAAUUGUCUCUGGCAUUUGUCUUCAUGUUAAAAAAUCACCCUUUUGAUUUACCAGCCCCUUGAAAAAAAAUGGUCCUUACAAUCGAGUGUAUCUUCCAUGUGAAUUUUAGAAACUUUUGAACUAUUUUGCAGCAAUUUGCUUCUCCGAUAUUGAUUUGCUUUGGUUCA